Mangifera indica (mango) is the source of this 2451-nucleotide messenger RNA. RefSeq names its product cysteine-rich receptor-like protein kinase 42. The record is from RefSeq and is a predicted model, not a curated record. Gene Ontology annotation, molecular function: protein kinase activity; ATP binding. Bases 194 to 2158 code for a protein of 654 amino acids. Gene Ontology annotation, biological process: protein phosphorylation. Lineage: Eukaryota; Viridiplantae; Streptophyta; Magnoliopsida; Sapindales; Anacardiaceae. The transcript has 6 exons.
AUUAACCAGCCAGGGGAAGAAGAGAACCAAACAUAUACAUACAACAAAGAAGCCUAAAAAAAUCCCAAGUCCUUUUACUUUGAAUUUAAUUCUUCUCUAUUCUCACUCCUUUGCUUUCUUCAUCUUCAUCUUCAUUUACAUAGAGAGAAAAGAGAGAGAGACACGCAGAAAGAUACCACUGAGAUAAAACUCCAUGCAUUUCUCAGCUCUGACAUGGCUCUUUCUUUUCUUGCUCUUUCAUGUCUCUCAUUCUGAUCCCAGAAUUUCCAAAGCUGGUCUCUUUUGUGGCACCAACACAACAAAAACUUCAAAAUACGUUCCAAGUUUUGUCCAAGAAAUGGAAAAUCUUUCUCAACGGAUAACCACCGCCCCCUUCGCCACCUACCAUGUUAACCUCUCCUCAUGCAUUUACGCUUUGACUCAGUGCCACCGCGACCUCUCUCAGACUGAUUGUCUCCUUUGUUUCGCUGCAGCUCGCACAACUCUCCCUCGCUGCCUCCCUUCUGUCUCAGGUCGCAUCUUUCUCGACGGCUGCUUCUUGCGUUAUGAUAACUACAAUUUUUACAAAGAGUAUGUUUCGCCGGUUCUUGACAAUGUAACUUGCAGCAUAGCUAAUGUUAGCGUUUCCGAUUAUAGGAAUGAGAACGGGUUUCUCACGAGCGUCGGUUAUGCAGUUGGGAAUGUUACGAGGACGGCGGUGAGGGCGGGCAGCGGAGGUUUUGGGACGGCGGAAGUGGCGGGCGUUUAUGCAUUGGCUCAGUGUUGGGAGAGCGUCGGAAAAUAUGGGUGUCAAAAGUGUUUAGAGAAAGCUGCAAAAGCUGUGAAAGGAUGUGGGCUUAAGAGAGAGGGGAGAAGUUUGAAUACAGGGUGUUAUUUGAGAUAUUCCAACCAGAAGUUCUUCAGUGAUGAUGGAUCAGAUGAAGAGAGUCAUGUUUCUGGGCUCCGAAUCACCAUAGCCAUUUCCUUGGCAACAGCUGCAUUCAUCAUGGUGUUUCUCUUUGCAGCUUAUGCAAGCUAUACAAGAAUUAAAAAAAUGAAAGAAGAACGCAAUAAUCUUGCCCAAUUCUCCAUUCCAAUGGAGAAUUCCUGCUUGAGUUUCAAAUAUGAGACUCUCGAGAAGGCAACAGAUUAUUUCAGUGAUUCGAAGAAAUUAGGCCAAGGAGGAGCUGGUUCUGUGUACAUGGGGACUCUUCCAAAUGGGAAUUCUGUUGCUGUCAAGAGGCUAAUUUUUAACACAAGACAGUGGGUGGAUGAGUUCUUCAAUGAGGUAAAUUUAAUCAGCAAAAUUCAACACAAGAACCUGGUGAAGCUUCUGGGUUGUAGCAUUGAAGGCCCUGAGAGCCUCCUGGUUUAUGAGUAUGUGCCAAACAAGAGCCUCGAUCAAUUCCUUUUCGUUACAGAGAACGAGAAAACAAAGCUUCUAAACUGGGAGAAGAGGCUUAAAAUCAUAAAUGGAAUUGCUGAGGGGCUUGCAUAUCUUCACGAGGGUUCAGAAAAAAGAAUAAUCCACAGGGACAUUAAAAGCAGCAACAUUCUUCUCGACCAAGAUUUUACUCCAAAAAUUGCAGAUUUCGGGCUCGCCCGAAAUUUUGCUGCUGAUAAGUCUCAUCUUAGCACCGGAGUUGCAGGAACUCUUGGAUACAUGGCUCCGGAGUAUCUUGUUCGAGGACAACUUACUGAGAAAGCAGAUGUUUAUAGUUUUGGAGUAUUGGUUCUUGAGAUUGUUUGUGGAAGAAGAAACAACUUGUAUUCACAAGACCAUAUAUCUCCUCUCCAAACAGUUUGGACACUUUACAGAUCAAACAAUCUGGUAGAAGCAGUUGACUCAAGUCUGAAAGAAGAAUUCCCUGUAGAAGAGGCAACUAAUGUGCUUCAAAUAGGGCUUCUGUGCACACAAGCAGAAGUUGCACUAAGGCCAUCCAUGGCACAAGUAGUAUUGAUGCUCACAAGCAAAAACUGCAAGAUUCCGAUCCCGCAUCAACCGCCAUUUAUGAGCAAUAAUGUAAUGAAGCCAGAAAGCUCCACAAGGUCUCACAGCACAAACAGUUUCAUAGCAAAUGCAGCAAGAAAAAUGGAACUGUCUUACACUUCUACAGAGUCUUCAAGUAUGCCCAGUUCAGAUGGGCAUUCCAGAAGUGGGGAAUUACUCCCAAAGUAAAUUAAAAGACUAGAGACCUUGAAGCCAAAGAUUCAUUUGCAACAUUUUGACCAAAGCAUAGAAGUAUUAUGGGACUCUGCAGAUUUCAAUGAAGGUAAAAAUGUCUAUUGACUAACAAAGUUUUUAUGAUUUUGAGUUGGGUGAAUUCUUUAGCUCAUCUAUGUAAAUAUUUUUACUUUCUUUCAAUUUUGGGGCAUUCCUUGAUUUUAUAAUAUUUGGAGAAGGGUAUUCAAAUGCAAAUUGUAAACUAUUAAAUUAAAGCAAUUUAAAUAGUCCAUAUUGAAUUUGAUAAA